Entelurus aequoreus (snake pipefish) is the source of this 9013-nucleotide messenger RNA. Its product is annotated as retinoic acid receptor alpha-A-like. Gene Ontology annotation, cellular component: transcription regulator complex; nucleus. Gene Ontology annotation, biological process: retinoic acid receptor signaling pathway; regulation of transcription by RNA polymerase II; cellular response to corticotropin-releasing hormone stimulus. The transcript is spliced from 9 exons. Lineage: Eukaryota; Metazoa; Chordata; Actinopteri; Syngnathiformes; Syngnathidae. Bases 625 to 2064 code for a protein of 479 amino acids. The record is from RefSeq and is a predicted model, not a curated record. Gene Ontology annotation, molecular function: zinc ion binding; RNA polymerase II cis-regulatory region sequence-specific DNA binding; nuclear receptor activity.
GGUACAGGCCGGAGGUUACAACAGGACACUGCCCCCUUCCUGCGCCGCCGGAUCACAACUACAAGAGUCAGCAACAAGACCAACCACGCCGUCCUUUUUUUCCUUUUCCCUCCCCUCACAAUAUCAACCGUCGGCAACUUCACAGCGUCACAGCGCGGGUGCCUUUUUUUUUCUUUCAAUAUUUAUUUUUAUUUUUUUUGUGUUUGUUUUGUUUUUUUCGCCGAACCGGAGCGAAGUGGAUUCCUUUUUAUUUCACCCACGUUCCUCACCCCCCCGUGGAUUAAAUGAUCGCCGCUGACUGGCACGUUGAGGAGCCGCUCGACUGCGCGGAUUAACGUGACGGCAUAUUGGACGUUUGAAGCGCGUAUGACGUACAUUGGACCCCCCCACGUGGUCAUGUAACGUUUAUUCCCUGUGUUGAUAUGUAACAUGUAACGCCCGCCAGUCUGAUAAGUUUGUCGGCAAACAACACUUUCGUCAAAAGGGUUGAAAGGUCACCGGACGCAGUCCCCUCUUUUCCGGUCGUCAACACGCCAUGAGACGCUGAAGUCCUCCUUCCGUCCACGACGCCUUUUAUCUUCUAUUUGCCUCCGCCGCCACAAACCACGGAGCUCGGAGGGGGGGAUGUACGAGAGCGUGGAUAUGGUGGGCAUGAGCCCCAGUUCCCACAGCCCCGGCAGCGGCUCCUUUCUGGGUAUGGACUACUACCACAGAGCACCGGGACUGGAGCCGGAGAAAGGACUUCUUCCCGGCGUGGGAGGACUUCAAAGGCCGUUCGGAGCGUCCCUCCUGACCGCCAGGCACUGGAGCGGAUCUUGUCACUCAAUUGAAACUGAAAGCACGAGUUCUGGAGAAGACUUGCUGGUCACAAGCCCCCCGUCCCCACCGCCUCCACCACGCAUUUACAAGCCCUGCUUUGUAUGUCAGGAUAAAUCCUCUGGUUACCAUUACGGAGUCAGCGCCUGUGAGGGCUGCAAGGGGUUCUUUCGGAGGAGCAUUCAGAAAAACAUGGUAUACACUUGUCAUCGGGACAAAGUUUGCGUGAUAAACAAAGUGACAAGGAACCGCUGCCAGUCCUGUCGGCUGCAGAAAUGCCUGGAUGUGGGAAUGUCCAAGGAAUUGGUUCGGAAUGAUCGGACGAAGAAAAAGAAGGAAGAGAAGAGGCCGGUGGAGGUGGAAGUCUAUGUGUUGUCAGCAGACACGGAGCAGAUGAUUGAGCGAGUACGACGCGCACAUCAGGACACGUUUCCCUCUCUUGGUCAGCUGGGAAAGUACACUACGAGCAACAGCGCCGAGCAUCGUGUCCCUCUUGACGUCAAUCUUUGGGACAAGUUUAGUGAACUGUCCACCAAAUGCAUCAUCAAGACAGUGGAGUUUGCCAAGCACCUGCCCGGCUUCACUACGUUAACCAUUGCUGAUCAGAUCACUCUGCUCAAAGCUGCCUGCCUCGACAUCCUGAUAUUGAGGAUUUGCACACGCUACACACCGGACCAGGACACCAUGACCUUCUCGGAUGGUUUGACUCUGAACCGCACUCAGAUGCACAACGCCGGCUUCGGGCCGCUGACGGACCUGGUGUUCUCCUUUGCCAGCCAGCUGCUCCCACUAGAGAUGGACGACGCAGAAACAGGACUGCUGAGCGCCAUCUGCCUGCUAUGUGGAGAUCGUCAGGAUUUAGAGGACUCGGACAAAGUGGAUGUUCUUCAGGAGCCCCUGUUGGAAGCUUUGAAGAUCUAUGUUCGGAGGAGACGGCCUGACAAGCCCUGUAUGUUUCCGAAGAUCCUGAUGAAGAUUACUGACCUCAGGAGCAUCAGUGUGAAGGGCGCAGAGCGAGUGAUCACGCUGAAAAUGGAGAUACCGGGUUCCAUGCCGCCACUCAUCCAGGAGAUGCUGGAGAACUCUGAGGGACUGGAAGGCCAAGGCGCCGCGGGAGGAAAAGGAAGAGACCGAGUCGCCCGAGAACAGGAAGAGACCGAGCCCCCAAAUUCCCCUAACCUGUCCCCGGUCUCAGUCCUCUCUCCCAGCCGCAGUCCGCCAUCGAGCUCUGGCUCUUACUCCACCUGAAAGUCCACUCCUAAAGUACCUCCACCUUGCACAGCACUGCACCAACCACACAGCAGACGGAGGUAUGUCGCCUGCAUUUCGUCAAUGGAGGUGUGUGGACAGCAUUACUUGGACUGUGUUGAGUUAUGGACUUGGCCUUGAAUUAUGUUCUGGAAUUUGGACAUUGUUGACGUUUAUUUGGUGCAUAUCACUUUUAAAGGGGAACUGCACUUUUUGGGGGGAAUUUUGCCUAUCAUUCACAAUCCCUAUGUAAGACAAGAACACAUUGUGACAGACUCUUUCCGUCCGGGUUCCACUGAACACCAAAGAGGGACAUGACGGCGAGCAGAUUGCGACUUUGCUUUAUUAUUUCAGUAACUCUUCGUCUGUCGGGUCGCUUUUCAGCUCCUCCUCGCUCUGCUUGCUCCGCCGUCUGCUUUUCAGCACCGCUUCGUCUGUCUCUCGUUCUCCGUCGCUCUCGCUCCGCACGUGUUGGUUUCUCUCCUCCUUCUGCUCUCUCGUUUAUUCAGUGAGAGGAGAUUACUGGAUUGUGCCCAGCUGGGCGAUCCACGAACCUGACGUUUAUUCCGGAGCCGAUCCCGGCGCGCCGCUAGUCUGCCGGCCACGCCUCCCCACACACAUGUUUUUCUUUUUGUAUGCAUUCUAAGGCGUAAAAUACGGGAGGUAUGAGGUGGCUAAUAAUGCAGCCAAUAGGAAUGCAAUAUUCCACCUACAAAGCCCUCUAAAAACAUCCAAAAACAUCCAUUCACAUCUCGUGACCUGAAUAUUAACCAAGUAUUAGCGAUAUUGUUAUUAUAAGUGCUAACACAGACAAACUAUUUUUAGCUUGUGCGGCUACUAGGGGUGUAACGGUACGUGUAUUUGUAUUGAACCGUUUCGGUGCUCGGGUUCGGUUCGGUUGGGAGGUGUACCGAACGAGUUUCCACACGGACAUAUUAAGUAGAGUACCGCACGUUGUGUAAACAAUGCACACCGAGGCACAACACACGGCAUGCUAGCAGCUAACGGGCUACGAUAGACUGACCAUACGUCCUCUUUUCACCGGACAUGUCCUCUUUUGCGGAGCUGUCCGGGCGGAGUUUCUUAAAUGCCUCAAAUGUCCGGCAUUUUGAGUUAGGGUUUCGUGUAUUUUCAAUGUACCGUAUUUUUCGGAGUAUAAGUCGCACCGGAGUAUAAGACGCACCUGCCGAAAAUGCAUAAUAAAGAAGGAAAAAAACAUAUAUAAGUCGCACUUGAGUAUAAGUCGCAUUUUUUGGGGAAAUGUAUUUGAUAAAAGCCAACACCAAGAAUAGACAUUUGAAAGGCAAUUUAAAAUAAAUAAAGAAUAGUGAACAACAGGCUGAAUAAGUGUACGUUAUAUGAGGCAUAAAUAACCAACUGAGAACGUGCCUGGUAUGUUAACGUAACAUAUUAUGGUAAGAGUCAUUCAAAUAACUAUAACAUAUAGAACAUGCUAUACGUUUACCAAACAAUCUGUCACUCCUAAUCGCUAAAUCCCAUGAAAUCUUAUACGUCUCGUCUCUUACGUGAAUGAGCUAAAUAAUAUUAUUUGAUAUUUUACGGUAAUGUGUUAAUAAUUUCACACAUAAGUCGCUCCUGAGUACAAGUCGCAUAAACUGCGACUUAUAGUCCAAAAAAAUACGGUACAUAUUUACAAAGUACAUAUUUAAAUAUUACAUGUUAUGACUGGUACUAUAUUAUACUUACAGGUGGUUUUUGGAGCGGUUUAUAGGGCGACAUUGUUAGCCGCCUUCUGCUAGUGUUUAUUUACGAUUUAGAAUGCAUUAAAAAAAGAAAAACAUGUGUUCUGUCUCACAUAAGGAUUGUGAAUGAUAAGCAAAAUUCCAAAAAAGUGCAGUUCCCCUCUAAGCAAAUGUUGUAAAUUUCAUCAAAUGUAUUUUUAUGUUGUUUGGAUGUAUGAACAAAAUAUGAGUAAUUAAUUGGAACCCGUUUUAAGUCGGUCCCCCUUAUGUCGAAAACCCACCUGUGUUGACCAGCCCAAGUCCUGGUCCACCAAGUUCUUAUUCGUCCACAAACAAGGUGGACCACUUUUAUCGACAUCAAGUUUGAGAUCCAAAUUUGUGUUAAAAAUGGCUCCAUUUUAUGUUAGUAUUUUCAACCUCAUCAUUAUCGGUUACAAGUGAGCCAUUUCACCGAAUCGGUGCCAUAUGCUUGCUGUAACUCUCUAAAUAAACUUUAAUUUCUGUCCAUUUUUCAACUGCUAAUCUCUUAAUACUAAUAAUAUAAUGUUGAGCUAGCGACUUCAUUAUUGUACAAGCUUGUUUCUUGGCCAAAGAUGACUCACUUGAGUAACAGGAGGGAGUUUUAAGAAUAGGAUUGACAAACACAUGUAUGGCAUUUAUGCUGACAUUGGUCAUUCAACAAAAUGUAUUUUAAAAACAAGUUACAAAUAUUUUAGGUAACAGGAUUUGUACUGCUACUAAGAUUUUAACAGCUCUCCCUCUUGGUGGAAAAUGAGUGAAUUUACCUUCCUAUGGUCUCGGAAGAAGUGUUUUCAUGCGCUCUCAUCUCAUCAACGACUAUCGACAUAAACCACCCAUCUCGAUCGGAAUGUUUACGUGAAGCAUUUUUAUUCCUGUUAGGCUUUUAAUCCGAUUAAUUGUGUCCAUGUGCACAUAGCUAGUGAUGCAACUUUCUAAGGAUAUUCCACAUUUUGUAGUGGGUUAGAGUGAAAACACAAAAACACACAAAAAAUGUGUCAAUAAACAAAUGUAGAAUACAUUUCUGAAGGAUUAUAUUUCACGUACAAUCUUCAUUUUAGGAAGCGGGGACAGACAUGCUAUUUUUGUUAGUGUUUAAAGUAAGGAGGUUAAUUUACAAAAGUUUCUUUUUUGACACUGAAUUUAUGUAACUGAAAUUUUUGCAUUUGAAUUUUUCAGCACUGCUUUUUUACAUCAAAUUAUGCUGACAAUUUCAUUGAAAAGAAAUUCAGUGUACAAAAAUUAAUUGGUAAAAAAAUGUAUUGUAUAAAAAUUCAGUGUGUAAAACAAAAAUUUAAGAAAAUGCAGUGCUCAAAAAUUCAGUGCGUGUUUAGAAAUUCAGUUUAUGAAAAUUCAGCGUAAAAAAAUUCAGUGUGUAAAACUUCAGUUUGAAAAAAAUUCAGUGCAUGUGUUUAAAAAUUCAGCGUAAAAAAAAAAAUUGUGUAUAAAUUCAAUUUAAAACAAUUUUGUGCUGAAAAAUUCGGUGCGCUUGUUUAAAAAAAAAGUGUAUUAAAAAUAGUGUAUAAAAAUUCAGUGUAAAACUUCAUUUAAAAAAAUUCAGGGCUGAAAAAUUCACUGUAUGUGUUUAAAAAUUCAGCAUAAAAGAAUUGUGUAAAAAUUCAAUAUAAAACAAUUUUUUGCUGAAAUAUUCAGUGUGUGUUUAAAAAAAAUUCAGCGAAAAAAUUAAGUGUGUAAAAAACUCCAGUUUAAAAAAAUUCUGCGCUGAAAAAUUCAGUGCAUGUUUAAAAUUUCAGCGUAAAAGAAUUGCGUGCAAAUUUUAUUUAAAACAAUUUUGUGCUGAAAAAUUCAGUGCGUGUGUUUAAAAAUAAAGUGUAUAAAAAAUUGUGAAUAAAAAUUCAGCGUAAAAAAUUCUGUGUAAAACUAAGAUUGAAAAAAAUGCAGCGCUCAAAAAUUCAGUGUGAGUGUUUAAAAAUUCAGUGUAUGAAAAUCCAGCGUAAAAAAUUAAGUGUGUAAAACUUCAGUUCAAAAAAAUGCAGUGCUGACAAAUUCAGUGUGUGUAAAAAUAGAGUAAAAAAUAUUCCGUGUGUAAAAAUUCAAUUUAAAACAAUUUUUUUUGCUGAAAAAUUCUGUGUGUUUAAAAAUAAAGUAUAUAAAAAUUCAGCGUAAAAUAAUUCAGUGUGUAAAAAUAAAAUACAAAAAAAUGCAGUGCUCAAAAAUUCAGUGUGCGUGUUUAAAAAAUUCAAUGUAUGAAAAUUGAGUGUAAAAAAAUUGUGUAAAAAUUCAGUGCAUAUGUUUAGAAAUUCAGCGUAUUAAGAAUUCCCCGUAAAAAUAAAAAAUUGUGUAAAAGUUCAAUUUCUUGUUGAAAAAUUCAGUGCUUUUGUUUAAAAAUAAAGUGUAUAAAAAUAGUGUAUAAAAAUUCAGCGUAAAAAAUUCUGCAUUAAACUAAGAUUUAAAAAAAUGCAGCGCUCAAAAAUUCAGUGUGAGUGUUUAAAAAUUCAGUGUAUGAAAAUCCAGCGUAAAAAAUUAAGUGUGUAAAACUUCAGUUUAAAAAAAUGCAGUGCUGAAAAAUCCUGUGUAAAAAUUGAGUAAAAAAAAUUCUGUGUGUAAAAAUUCAAUUUAAAACAAUUUCGUGCUGAAAAAUUCUGUGUUAAAAAAAUUAAGUGUAUAAAAAUUCAGCGUAAAAUAAUUCAGUGUGUAUGAAUAAAAUUUUUAAAAAUGCAGUGCUCAAAAAUUCAGUGUGCGUGUCUAAAAAAUUUAAUGUAUGAAAAUUGAGUGUAAAAAAAAUUGUGUAAAAAUUCAGUGCAUAUGUUUAAAAUUCAGCGUAUUAAGAAUUCACCGUAAAAAUAAAAAAUUGUGUAAAAGUUCAAUUUCUUGUUGAAAAAUUCAGUGCUUUUGUUUAAAAAUAAAGUGUAUAAAAAUAGUGUAUAAAAAUUCAGCGUAAAAAAUUCUGUAUUAAACUAAGAUUCAAAAAAAUGCAGCGCUCAAAAAUUCAGUGUGAGUGUUUAAAAAUUCAGUGUAUGAAAAUCCAGCGUAAAAAAUUAAGUGUGUAAAACUUCAGUUUAAAAAAAUGCAGUGCUGAAAAAUCCUGUGUAAAAAUUGAGUAAAAAAAAAUCUGUGUGUAAAAAUUCAAUUUAAAACAAUUUCAUGCUGAAAAAUUCUGUGUUAAAAAAUAAAGUGUAUAAAAAUUCAGCGUAAAAUAAUUCAGUGUGUAUGAAUAAAAUUUUUAAAAAUGCAGUGCUCAAAAAUUCAGUGUGCGUGUCUAAAAAUUUAAUGUAUGAAAAUUGAGUGUAAAAAAAAUGGUGUAAAAAUUCAGUGCAUAUGUUUAAAAUUCAGCGUAUUAAGAAUUCACCGUAAAAAUAAAAAAUUGUGUAAAAGUUCAAUUUCUUGUUGAAAAAUUCAGUGCUUUUGUUUAAAAAUAAAGUGUAUAAAAAUAGUGUAUAAAAAUUCAGCGUAAAAAAUUCUGUAUUAAACUAAGAUUUUUUUAAAAUGCAGCGCUCAAAAAUUCAGUGUGAGUGUUUAAAAAUUCAGUGUAUGAAAAUCCAGCGUAAAAAAUUAAGUGUGUAAAACUUCAGUAUAAAAAAAUGCAGUGCUGAAAAAUCAUGUGUAAAAAUUGAGUAAAAAAAAUUCUGUGUGUAAAAAUUCAAUUUAAAACAAUUUCGUGCUGAAAAAUUCUGUGUGUUAAAAAAAUUAAGUGUAUAAAAAUUCAGCGUAAAAUAAUUCAGUGUGUAUGAAAAAAAUUAAAAAAAAUUCAGUGUGCGUGUCUAAAAAUUUAAUGUAUGAAAAUUGAGUGUAAAAAAAAUUGUGUAAAAAUUCAGUGCAUAUGUUUAAAAAUUCAGCGUAUUAAGAAUUCACCGUAAAAAAAAAAAUUGUGUAAAAGUUCAAUUUCUUGUUGAAAAAUUCAGUGCUUUUGUUUAAAAAUAAAGUGUAUAAAAAUUCAGUGCUGAAAAAGUGGCUCCUUCAAAAAGCAAGACUCACUUCCAGUAAAUUAAGACCGAAGCAAUGGAUCCUGUCUCAGAACCAUCAGGUGCCAAGUUUGAAGUCAUGUGAACAGCAUAAAAAAGUCAGUUAAUUGGGUUACCUGGGCAUAAUAGAACAUCAUUAACACUUCAAUACUGGAUCUUUUCAAACUAUAAAAAUUAUUCUAAUGGUUAAAAUCGGCACUAUACACUGACAUUUUUUUCCAAUGGAUUUUUAAACACACGCAUUUUACUAAAAAAAAUUAUUCAAUGAAAUUGUCAGCAUAAUUUAAUGUAAAUAAAAAUUUUACAAAAUUAAAACGCAAAAAACUCAGUUACAUACAUCCAGUGUCAAAAAAGCUUUUGUAAUAGACACAAAUUAACCUCCAUAUUAAAGUAGUUUAUAAUAAUAUUUUGAAUAUUAUUUAUUAAAUAGGCAAUCAUUUCAAUGUGCAGGUAAAAAAUAUUUUAUCGUUACUUUAUUCUUUACACUAAAGGAACCGUUUGGGUGGAAUGGCCAAACUGUCGUCCCGACUUGCGAGCAGUGACUUCCUGUUCAGUGCGAAGUAAGCCUCAAAUUAAAAAGCAUGGCAUUUUUAUCCUGAAUCUUACCACAUCUACGAACCAAAUGCACCCUUUUAUUUUCUGAUAUUGUCAUCCACUGGAAAGAAAGAUUUGCGCAUGCACGAAAUGUCAACACAAACGGGCUGAUGAAGGAUUAUCUCCCCGUGUAGACGAUAACCCUUUUAUGCAUUUCCUCUGAUGAAAAGCCAUGUGCGUUAUGCAAAAUCCAUAUGUGUGUAUAUAUAUAUAUUGUAAGUACAAGAUGCUGUGACAGACUGACUGUGAUAGAAGAUAUUUUCCUAAAUCAACAUUGUCUCCCCAAAGUAACACUGCCGAGAGUUCUUCCAAGGAUAGACACACAACCUCCCUGUAUCGCACACACGCUGUGGAAAAAUCUAUUUUCCAGGUUCACAAAAAUGGAAAAAAAAAAGCUGAUCCUGUAAGACUUUGUAGAGUAGCAUAUGUUGGAAAGCUACACAGGUCAUGACCGAUACUGCGAGUGCAUGUCUUACACAUCUGAAAAUGAAGCGUAUCGUUUGUGUAUCGCACUGCCUCACUUUGAUACUGCCUGGUACAGAUCUUUAUACAAUCCCAGGGUUUUCCCUACUAAAGGGCACCUGUUAUUACCCGCUACACACGGCAAUAUUAUCUGCUAUAAGGAAUGCAUGAUUCACUUUUUGUAAAUAUAUCUUACACUGUACUGUCUCUUUAAACUCCUCCUUCAAAAAUAAACCUUGUUUUUUGUUA